GUUGCCUUUUUCUGAGGCCGCAGCUGCCCCCCCAGAGCUGUCUUGAGCUGUGCGCGCUAGUUCUACCUACACGUGGAGGCCACUGGGGGCCACCCGGCGCUGCACUUGUGCACCCAGCCUCUCCUACCAGGGAAUCCCCGAGCGAGGCCGGGCUGUACAAGGGCCCAAGUUAGCCCAUGGGAACAUUCAGAUAACGCAGGUUGGGGGCGCCAGUCGCGCCCCCCUCUUCAUCCUAAACAGCAUGGCGGGGCCACCGCCUCUUGGAGAGCUGCCUCCGUGCUAUACACCCCCAGCUGCAUCUUCAGCACCUCAAAUUCUAGCUGGGAGCCUGAAGGCUCCUCUCUGGCUUCGUGCUUACUUCCAGGGCCUGCUCUUCUCUCUGGGCUGUGGGAUCCAGAAACACUGUGGCAAAGUUCUCUUCUUGGGACUGUUGGCCUUUGGGGCCCUGGCACUGGGUCUCCGCGUAGCCACUAUUGAGACAGACUUGGAACAGCUCUGGGUAGAAGUGGGCAGCCAGGUGAGCCAGGAGCUCCAUUACACCAAGGAGAAGCUGGGGGAGGAGGCUGCGUACACUUCCCAGAUGUUGAUUCAGACUGCACGCCAGGAAGGGGAGAACAUCCUCACCCCUGAAGCCCUUGGCCUUCACCUCCAGGCAGCCCUCACUGCCAGUAAAGUGCAAGUGUCUCUCUAUGGAAAGUCCUGGGAUUUGAACAAAAUUUGCUACAAGUCAGGAGUUCCCCUUAUUGAAAAUGGGAUGAUUGAGCGGAUGAUUGAGAAGCUGUUUCCAUGUGUGAUCCUCACCCCACUCGACUGCUUCUGGGAGGGAGCCAAGCUCCAAGGGGGCUCUGCCUACCUGCCGGGUCGCCCUGAUAUCCAGUGGACCAAUCUGGAUCCCCAGCAGCUGCUAGAGGAGCUGGGUCCUUUUGCCUCCCUGGAAGGCUUCCGUGAGCUGCUAGAUAAGGCACAGGUGGGCCAGGCCUACGUGGGACGGCCCUGUCUGGACCCUAAUGAUCUGCACUGCCCACCUAGUGCUCCCAACCAUCACAGCAGGCAGGUUCCCAAUGUGGCCCAGGAGCUGAGUGGGGGCUGCCAUGGCUUCUCCCACAAAUUCAUGCAUUGGCAGGAGGAAUUGUUGCUCGGAGGCAUGUCCAGAGACCUCCAAGGACAGCUGCUGAGGGCAGAGGCCCUGCAGAGCACCUUCCUGCUAAUGAGUCCCCGCCAGCUGUAUGAACAUUUCCGAGGUGACUACCAGACGCAUGACAUUGGCUGGAGUGAGGAACAGGCCAGCACCGUGCUACAGGCCUGGCAGCGGCGUUUUGUGCAGCUAGCCCAGGAGACCCUGCCUGCCAAUGCAUCCCAACAGAUCCACGCCUUCUCCUCCACCACCCUGGAUGACAUCCUGCAUGCAUUCUCUGAAGUCAGUGCUGCCCGUGUGGUGGGAGGCUAUCUGCUCAUGCUGGCCUAUGCCUGUGUAACCAUGCUACGGUGGGACUGUGCCCAGUCUCAGGGUGCUGUGGGUCUUGCUGGGGUGUUGCUGGUGGCCCUGGCAGUAGCCUCAGGCCUUGGACUCUGUGCCUUGCUUGGCAUCACCUUCAAUGCUGCCACUACUCAGGUGCUGCCCUUUUUGGCUCUGGGCAUUGGUGUGGAUGACAUAUUUCUCUUGGCACAUGCCUUCAUCAAGGCCCCACCUGGCACCCUUCUCCAGCAGGACCGCAUGGGCGAGUGUCUGCGGCGCACAGGCACCAGCGUUGCACUCACGUCCGUCAACAACAUGGUGGCCUUCUUCAUGGCUGCUGUAGUUCCCAUCCCAGCACUGCGAGCCUUCUCUCUGCAGGCAGCCAUAGUGGUUGGCUGUAACUUCGCAGCGGUGAUGCUUGUCUUCCCAGCCAUCCUUAGCCUGGACCUGCGCCGGCGCCACUGCCAACGCCUUGAUGUGCUCUGCUGCUUUUCUAGCCCCUGCUCUGCUCGAGUGGUUCAGAUUCUGCCCCAGGAGCUGGGGGAUAGGACAAUACCAGUGGGCAUUGCCCACCUGACCACCACAGUGCAAGCCUUUGCCCACUGUGAAGCCAGCAGCCAACAUGUGGUCACCAUCCUGCCUACCCAAGCCCACCUGGUACCCCCGCCUUCUGACCCACUGGGAUCUGAACUCUAUAGCCCAGGAGGGUCUACACGGGACCUUCUAGGCCAAGAGGAGGAAACAAGGCAAAAGACAGUCUGCAAGUCCCUGCUCUGUACCCACUGGAAUCUUGCCCAUUUUGCCCGCUAUCAGUUUGCACCCUUGUUGCUCCAGUCACAAGUCAAGGCUGUGGUACUGGUUUUCUUUGGGGCACUUCUGGGCUUGAGCCUCUAUGGAACCACGUUGGUGGAAGAUGGGCUGGCCCUGACGGAUGUGGUGCCUCAUGGCACCAAGGAACAUGCCUUCCUGAGCGCCCAGCUCAGGUACUUCUCCCUGUAUGAGGUGGCCCUGGUGACCCAGGGUGGCUUUGACUACGCCCACUCCCAACGUGCCCUCUUUGAUCUAUAUCAGCGCUUCAGUUCCCUUAAGGCUGUACUGCCUCCACCCGCCACCCAGGCACCCCGCACCUGGCUGCACUAUUACCGCAACUGGCUACAGGGUAUCCAGGCUGCCUUUGACCAAGACUGGGCUUCUGGGCGCAUUACCCGCCACUCUUACCGCAAUGGCUCUGAGGAUGGAGCCCUAGCUUACAAACUUCUCAUCCAGACUGGGAAUGCACAGGAGCCUCUGGAUUUCAGCCAGCUGACCACAAGGAAACUGGUGGACAAGGAUGGGCUGAUCCCGCCAGAGCUCUUCUACAUGGGGCUAACUGUGUGGGUGAGCAGUGACCCCCUGGGCCUGGCAGCCUCUCAGGCCAACUUCUAUCCCCCACCUCCUGAAUGGCUGCACGACAAAUAUGACACCACUGGGGAGAACCUUCGCAUCCCCGCAGCCCAGCCCCUGGAGUUUGCCCAGUUCCCCUUCCUACUUCAUGGCCUCCAAGAGACUGCAGACUUUGUGGAGGCCAUCAAGGGGGCCCGGGCAGCAUGCACAGAGGCAGGCCAUGCGGGGGUGCAUGCCUAUCCCAGUGGCUCCCCCUUCCUCUUCUGGGAGCAGUAUCUGGGCCUGCGGCACUGCUUCCUGUUGGCUGUCUGCAUCUUGCUGGUGUGCACCUUCCUCGUCUGUGCUCUGCUGCUGCUCAACCCAUGGACAGCUCUUCUCAUAGUACUGGUCCUGGCUAUGAUGACUGUGGAGCUCUUUGGUAUCAUGGGAUUCCUGGGCAUCAAGCUGAGCGCUAUCCCUGUGGUGAUCCUUGUGGCCUCUGUAGGCAUUGGUGUUGAAUUCACAGUUCAUGUGGCUCUGGGCUUCCUGACCACGCAGGGUAGUCGGAACCUGCGCGCUGCUCGUGCUCUAGAGUAUACAUUUGCACCUGUCACCGAUGGAGCCAUCUCUACGUUGCUGGGCCUGCUCAUGCUUGUCGGCUCCAGCUUUGACUUCAUUGUAAGGUACUUCUUCACGGUGCUCACGGUGCUCACACUCUUGGGCCUCCUCCACGGGCUUGUGCUGCUGCCGGUGCUGCUGUCUGUCCUGGGCCCCCCACCAGAGGUGGCACAAGCAUACAAGGAGAGCCCACAGGUCCGGAGCCCUGCAACGACGCAGGGAGGUGGACUCAGAUGGGGAGUUCCCCCCACUCUGUCACAGAGCUUUGCCAGGGUGACUACUUCCAUGACUGUGGCCCUCCACCCACCCCCACUACCUGGUGCCUGUGUGCACGCAGCCUCUGAGGAGCCUGCGUGGGCCCCUACUCCCACCCCGGCUGCCAACAGCUCCAGCGCCCCCAGCUCCAGGGGACCACAUACCGAGUGAAGGAGCAGCUGAGGGGCAGAGAUCCUACUUGAGUCACAAGAAGGCACGGGAAGCAGUGGCCAUGUGGACUGCAGUUUGGGCCCCUGGAGGAUCCUGCUGCUGCAGUUUGCCUCCGCUCCCCGGACCGCCACCCAGACUUCCCUGAAACCCAUACAGAAGAGCCACUCCUUGGAGAACCUGGGGUGUCUGUGUCUCCCCCUGUCAUUUCCUCUUCAGGCUGCAGUGCAGACCUGUCCCCCUUUUACCCACACUGGCACCCAUCCAGACCAAGCCUGAGGGCUCCCCUUGUACACUUUGCCAGUCCUGGCCCUUUACUAUGUGGUGACUCCUGGAGAGGCCCUCUGUACCCUGCCCACCUCCUGCCAUAUUUAUAUGAAGAUGUUUAUUUUUGUAUAUAUAUAUU
This is a messenger RNA of Jaculus jaculus (lesser Egyptian jerboa), 4265 nucleotides long. It is a transcript of the gene Ptch2, whose product is annotated as patched 2. The transcript has 22 exons. Bases 242 to 3862 code for a protein of 1206 amino acids. Gene Ontology annotation, biological process: smoothened signaling pathway. Gene Ontology annotation, molecular function: hedgehog family protein binding; smoothened binding; hedgehog receptor activity. Gene Ontology annotation, cellular component: plasma membrane. Lineage: Eukaryota; Metazoa; Chordata; Mammalia; Rodentia; Dipodidae. The record is from RefSeq and is a predicted model, not a curated record.